Messenger RNA from Ailuropoda melanoleuca (giant panda), 1023 nucleotides. It is a transcript of the gene CMTM5, whose product is annotated as CKLF like MARVEL transmembrane domain containing 5. Gene Ontology annotation, cellular component: membrane. The record is from RefSeq and is a predicted model, not a curated record. Lineage: Eukaryota; Metazoa; Chordata; Mammalia; Carnivora; Ursidae. Bases 219 to 776 code for a protein of 185 amino acids. The transcript has 5 exons.
CCGGUGCAGGCACCAGCAGGGCACUCUGGGCAGCUGGGAGGAGGCCCAUCUGGGCAAGCCUCCCCGGCAGCCCCUAGCCGGCCUGCCUGUUUCUCUUGCAGGUUUCUCCAAGUGCCUCCCUACUCCUGUUUGCUUCCCCAUCUCUCCAGGUUUCCGUCUUCCCAGUUCCCUUCUCGGGCUGGUGGCAGCGGGGGCUGUGUCUGGUGGGCCCCACGGAGAUGCUCAGUGUUCGGGAUCGCCGGGACGGGCCCCCCGCAGAAGGGGCAGCCGCGGGCCUCCAGGGCUUCGCCGUGGAUAAGACCUUCCUCUCCUCCGUCAAAGGCAUCCUGCUGGAAACCGAGCUGGCCCUGACCUUCGUCAUCUUCAUUUGCUUCACGGCCUCCAUCUCGGCCUACAUGGCCGCCGCGCUGCUGGAGUUCUUCAUUACGCUCGCCUUCCUCUUCCUCUACGCCACCCAGUACUACCUGCGCUUCGAUCGGCUGAACUGGCCCUGUCUGGACUUCCUGCGCUGUGUCAGUGCCAUCAUCAUCUUCCUGGUGGUCUCCUUCGCAGCUGUGACCUCCCGGGACGGAGCUGCCAUUGCUGCUUUUUACGUGAUGGCCACGGCUGGCGCCUUCGUUGUGUCAUCCCCGCUCCUACGCACCUGCUCCCACAGGUGUUUGGCAUCAUCCUGGUUUCCGUCUUUGCCUACGAUGCCUUCAAGAUCUACCGGACUGAGAUGGCUCCCGGGACCACCCAGGAGGACCAGCAGUGACCCUGAGCUACCUGGCUCCUAGGCCCAGCCAGAUAAAAGGAACAGUGCAACCCAGACACAUUUCCUUUGGAUUCACUAGCCCACAGCCCGCUGCCCCCCAGCCAGGCCUUCAGAGAUGCAGUCUGGCCUGAGAAGUCACCAGGGACUUGUCUGUGGGGCUCAGUGCUCUGAGAUCUGGCUCCCGGUGAAGCUCUACCAGGAAGGGGCUGUUGUGGGGAGCGGGGGAAGGAAGAAGCUGGUCAUUCCCAAAUUAAAAGAUUUGAAUCCUA